This is a messenger RNA of Aspergillus brunneoviolaceus CBS 621.78, 1061 nucleotides long. RefSeq names its product proteasome core particle subunit beta 5 (gene pre2). NCBI's taxonomy places the organism in Eukaryota, Fungi, Ascomycota, Eurotiomycetes, Eurotiales, Aspergillaceae. Gene Ontology annotation, molecular function: threonine-type endopeptidase activity. The record is from RefSeq and is a predicted model, not a curated record. The coding region runs from base 1 to 891 and encodes 296 amino acids. Gene Ontology annotation, cellular component: proteasome core complex. The transcript has 6 exons.
AUGGAUAAAUUGGUCGCCCAAUACACGCGGGCGCCGCACCAGAAUGAGUUCUACUCCGAGCAAGAACAGCGUGAUCUCACCGAGAGCCUUCCACCUCUGUCCUUGAAGUUCAGCCUUCCUCCCGUCGAUAAUUCCAGAGCCUUCCUCCGUGCCAUGACCGAUGACCACUCGAACCCCAGCUGCCCCAUCAAACUUGCCCACGGAACGACGACGCUGGCUUUCCGGUUCCAGGGCGGAAUUAUCGUCGCGACCGAUUCCAGAGCCACGGCUGGAAACUGGAUCGCCAGUCAGACAGUGAAGAAGGUUAUCCCUGUUUCGCGGUUGAGUCGCGGCGAAGAUAAGCCGACGAACGAGCCGACUCCGGGUCUGCUGGGGACCAUGGCUGGUGGUGCUGCUGAUUGUCAAUAUUGGUUGAGAUAUCUGAGCCAGCAAUGCACACUUCACGAAAUCCGACACAAGCGCCGUAUCACCGUCGCCGCGGCCUCGAAAAUCCUCGCCAACCUAACAUACGCGUACAAGGGGAUGGGUCUGAGCAUGGGAACGAUGUUAGCAGGCAUGACCCCGCAAGAAGGCCCCGCCCUCUACUACAUCGACUCCGACGGCACCCGGCUGGCCGGCAACCUCUUCUGCGUCGGCUCCGGCCAGACCUUCGCCUACGGCGUGCUGGACGCCAACUACCGGUACGACCUGACCGAGCAGGAGGCCCUCGAGCUCGGCCGCCGCAGUAUCCUGGCCGCCAUGCACCGCGACGCCUACUCCGGUGGCUUCAUCAACCUGUACCACGUCAAGGAGGAAGGCUGGGUCCACCACGGCUUCAACGAUAUGAACCCCAUAUUCUGGAAGACGAAGCUGGAGAAGGGCGAGUUCUCGAACGUCACGUCGGAGUUGUAGCUCGGUCUAUAGAACAGGAUGGGUCGGUGGCUGGCUACCUAGUAGAUAGAUUCUAGGCUCUCUAGGCAGGUUUACCAAACCCCCCGCGCUCUUGAGUGGUAGUUUUUUUCCGGUCUUUCGUAUGGGGUGUGGAUAACUUUAUGAAAUGAUCAAACUUUGAUACUUCUGUC